AUGGGUCACCGUUUUUACUCAAUUUUGAGUAUAGUUUGGCUUGUUUUCUUGUAUUAUUUCGUGGGCAACUGUUAUUCAUUGCCUAGUGUAGAUCAAGAAAAAGAUAGGAUAAUUUCUUUGCCUGGACAGCCAGAAAAUGUUGGGUUCAAUCAGUAUUCAGGUUACGUGACUGUGAAUAAGCAAUUUGGAAGGGCACUUUUUUACUGGUUAAUUGAAGCACCUACGGAUAGAGGGCCUGAAUCAAGGCCUCUGGUUCUAUGGCUCAAUGGAGGGCCUGGUUGUUCUUCUGUAGCUUAUGGAGCUGCAGAAGAGAUUGGGCCUUUUCGGAUUAAUUCCAAUGGGAAGACUCUUUACCUCAAUCCUUACUCCUGGAACAAAUUGGCGAAUUUACUGUUCUUGGAGUCUCCAGCUGGAGUUGGUUUUUCGUAUUCAAAUACCUCAUCAGAUUUAUACACUGCAGGUGACCAGAAAACAGCUGAAGAUGCAUACAGCUUUCUUCUGAAUUGGUUUGAAAGGUUUCCUCAAUACAAACAUAGAGAAUUUUACAUCGCAGGAGAAAGUUAUGCCGGACAUUAUGUUCCUCAGCUAUCUCAAAUCAUAUUCAAAAGAAAUAAGGGAAUUCAAAAUCCAAUAAUUAAUUUCAAGGGAUUCAUGGUCGGGAAUGCUGUUACUGAUGAUUACCAUGAUUACGUUGGCACAUUCGAGUAUUGGUGGACUCAUGGCUUAAUUUCUGAUUCUACUUACAAAGUUCUGCGGAUAACUUGUGACUUUGGAUCUGCUACACAUCCUUCAAGUGAAUGUGUUAAGGCUCUUGCUCUUGCAGAACAGGAGCAGGGGAACAUUGACCCCUAUAGCAUUUACACUCUCCCUUGCAAUGAUACAUCUUCACUUAAGCGCAGAUUAAGGGGUCAUUAUCCAUGGAUGUCCCGAGCAUAUGACCCAUGCACUGAAAGGUACUCUCAAGUUUACUUUAAUCUCCCUGAGGUUCAAAAGGCAUUUCAUGCCAACGUAACAAAGAUUCCUUAUCCAUGGAAAACAUGCAGCGAUAUUGUUGGCGACUCCUGGGCAGAUUCUCCUCUGUCCAUGCUUCCAAUUUAUCAAGAACUUAUAGUUGCUGGUGUCCGGAUUUGGGUAUUUAGUGGGGAUACCGAUUCAGUGGUUCCUGUGACAGCAACUCGAUAUUCAAUUGAUGCUUUGAAGCUUCCGACAGUUACUAAAUGGUACCCGUGGUAUGACAAUAAAAAGGUUGGUGGAUGGAGCCAAGUAUACAAAGGAUUGACUCUUGUAACUGUUACUGGAGCCGGGCAUGAGGUACCACUUCAUUGCCCUCGACAAGCUUUUAUUCUUAUCGGACAGUUUCUGAAGGACAAGCCAAUGCCAAGUAAAACCUUGAUUUGA
Fraxinus pennsylvanica is the source of this 1398-nucleotide messenger RNA. The record is from the annotation of a GenBank genome assembly. Lineage: Eukaryota; Viridiplantae; Streptophyta; Magnoliopsida; Lamiales; Oleaceae.